This is a messenger RNA of Salvelinus fontinalis (brook trout), 3610 nucleotides long. RefSeq names its product proto-oncogene tyrosine-protein kinase Src-like. NCBI's taxonomy places the organism in Eukaryota, Metazoa, Chordata, Actinopteri, Salmoniformes, Salmonidae. The coding region runs from base 839 to 2482 and encodes 547 amino acids. Gene Ontology annotation, molecular function: growth factor receptor binding; ATP binding; non-membrane spanning protein tyrosine kinase activity. Gene Ontology annotation, cellular component: extrinsic component of cytoplasmic side of plasma membrane. The transcript has 14 exons. The record is from RefSeq and is a predicted model, not a curated record. Gene Ontology annotation, biological process: innate immune response; negative regulation of extrinsic apoptotic signaling pathway; protein phosphorylation.
AAUUGUGUUAUUCAUGACUCCAUCUAGUUGCGUAAAAAACGUAAUACGGUCCAUUCUCCCCUAUCAUAUUUGUGCUGUCUGUUUCGUCACUGAUGCACAUGAUCUUGCCUUUUUUCAAUACAAGGAAUGUUUUCACCAUAUCCCUCGUAUAUGGCACAAGGAUUAAUUUCAUAGCUCUAAUUUAUCACUGCGCCUUUCACUAAGCCUACUUAAUUUUACUCAUAUUCAUUUCCAUAGCCUACUUGCGUUUAUUUUAGCGAAGUGGAUCGCUACCGCAAUCUAAGUUGUGCCCUCUGCUCUUCAUUACCUCUCAACACUUCCUAAAUUCUCUAAAUGGAAUUUUCUUUCACUACUAAUUUCCUCAAAUAAGUUCUAUAUCGUUCGUUUUCGAAUCCUUUUCAUGAAAUGAAGACGAUUGUGAGGAUUUGAUUUGGUUCUUUACUCACUCUUCUUCUGUGACUUGCGUGAACCUCAAGACGCUUGCUUCAAAGUGUGGAACAUGGCUUAACGAUGCCUACUCUCGUUGCUUCAGGGAGAGUACCACAUUAAGUGACGGACAGAGGAAGUGGAUCCAGCGUCAAGUUUAUCUGCUGGGUUCUCCCCUGGCUGCACUCCUCUGCUCCGCUCCCCCUCUUCCCCCUCUCCAUUCAUUCUCUGUGCACUGCCAUGGAAGAGAGAAGGUUAGAUGGGACAGGCCGAUAAAACCUAGUUUUCUGGAGAGUUGGGGUGAGACAAGGACUCCAGGACUGUGGAGACACUGCCGUCUCCUGUGGAGUUCUUUUAUCAAAGCUUUUGACAUCCUUUUACAGGGACCACGAGACAACAUCAAGGCCUGCUGAUGGGAGCGGGCAAGAGCAAGCCUAAGGAGCCGGGUCAGCGCUCACUGAGUCUGGAUGGAACCAUUGGAACAGGCUUGGACAGCAUGCACCACCACCUCAGCCCAGCCCAGCAGACCCAGACCCCCAACAGAAGUCCCGCCGUAGGGGGCACGAGGCGCGGCCACCACCCCGGGCAUGCCCCUACCAACACCCCUGAGCUGGCACUGUUCGGCGGGGUGGACCACACGGGCAGCAUCAUCUCUCCUCACAGAGGACCACUGGCAGGAGGUGUCACUACAUUUGUGGCGCUCUACGACUAUGAGUCACGGACUGCCUCGGACCUGACGUUCAAGAAAGGCGAGCGGCUGCAGAUCGUCAACAACACGAGAAAGUACAGCUUCAGGGAAGGGGACUGGUGGCUCGCUCGGUCUCUGACCACCGGAGAAAGCGGUUAUAUCCCCAGCAACUACGUGGCCCCCUCUGACUCCAUCCAGGCAGAAGAGUGGUAUUUUGGGAAGAUAACUCGGCGUAACUCGGAGAGGCUCCUUCUGAGUUUACAGAACCGACGAGGAACCUUCCUGCUCCGAGAGAGCGAAACCACUAAAGGAGCCUAUUGCCUGUCCGUGUUGGACUAUGACAACACUAAAGGUCUCAACGUCAAACACUACAAGAUACGCAAGCUAGACAGCGGCGGUUUCUAUAUCACCUCGCGCACCCAGUUCAGCAGUCUGCAGCAGCUGGUCUUCCACUAUCGCAAGCACGCAGACGGGCUGUGCCACUGUCUGACGGAGGUGUGUCCCGUGCUGAAGCCUCAGACCCAGGGCCUGGCCCGCGAUGCCUGGGAAAUCCCACGGGAAUCGCUCCACCUCGACCUCAAACUGGGCCAGGGAUGUUUUGGAGAGGUCUGGAUGGGGAAGUGGAACGGUACAACGCGGGUGGCCAUCAAGACUCUGAAGACGGGCACCAUGUCCCCAGAGGCCUUCCUCCAGGAGGCGCAGGUCAUGAAGAAGCUGAGACACGAGAAACUGGUGCAGCUCUACGCUGUGGUGUCUGAGGAACCCAUCUACAUCGUCACUGAGUACAUGACCCAAGGUAGCCUGUUGGACUUCCUCAAAGGUGACACGGGCAAGCUGCUACGUCUACCCCAGCUAGUGGAUAUGGCAUCUCAGGUUGCAGCAGGGAUGGCAUACGUAGAGAGGAUGAACUACGUCCACAGAGACCUCAGGGCUGCCAACAUCCUCGUAGGAGACAACCUGGUGUGUAAAGUGGCCGACUUCGGCCUGGCCCGCCUCAUAGAGGACAACGAGUACACUGCCAGACAGGGAGCCAAGUUCCCCAUUAAGUGGACGGCGCCAGAGGCUGCCCUCUACGGCCGCUUCACCAUCAAAUCAGAUGUUUGGUCAUUUGGUGUCCUGCUCACUGAACUCGCCACCAAAGGCAGAGUACCAUAUCCAGGCAUGGUGAACCGGGAGGUGCUGGAGCAGGUGGAGCGCGGAUACCGGAUGCCCUGUCCCGGCGAGUGCCCGAGCUCAAUGCACGAGCUCAUGCUCACCUGCUGGAGGAAGGAUGCAGAGGAGAGGCCCACCUUCGAGUACCUCCAGGGCUUCCUGGAAGAUUACUUUACCUCCACCGAGCCCCAGUACCAGCCUGGGGAGAACCUAUAGGUCUCAGGGACAUCGGUCCCACCACGGGACCACAUGGGUGGACUUGCCCACCCCUGCUCACUUUAAACACUGAUCAAGGGACGGUUUUGCAUUAUUUCCUCCCUGUAAUGGACAAUGGUUAAGGAUGGUUUAGGAUUGGGGAGAGAGGAUGAGCUGAUCCUAGAUCUUUGGUUAUGAGUGGCUUCUAACAUGGAGCUUUUGGGGGAAGUGGGAAGCGUUGGUAAUAACUGAUCCCGAGACAGUUUUUGUGGGGACAGUCGUAGUGUUUGAGUGAAAGGUGCUGAUCCCAGAUAUGUGGGGGAAAGGUGUUGAGCAGCUGUAGUGUCCUAAGGAGAAGAGUGCAUUUGCCCCUUAAUUUAGCAUUUUCUCCACUAAUAGUUAAGGUUAGGAUUGGGGGAGAGGAAGCUCAUCCUAAAUCUGUAGCUAGGGGAAACUUCACCGCGGAGAAUCCAAAGGGAGGACGGAGGAUAAUGAGAUGGCCAUUGUUUUGACCCUCCCUCUCUGUCCUAGUACCCUUCUUCUCAAAGGCUCUGUCCGGAUUCCUUCACACUUCUCCCAGAGUGUGCACUACCUGUCAAGCAUUGGCUAGACUAGAGGAAGUCUCCCCCGUUGUUGAAAUCUGUGAGUUUGGAGAAUCUAGAUGCAGCCAUAGCGCCACAGCAUCUGACCUCUUCACCUCCUCUUUUUGCAGAGCACUGCCAACGUGGCAUACUGUAGGUGCCAUCUGUCUAUUGUCCCUCUCUCUUGUGUGAGCCAAAUGGCACCCUAUUCCUUAUACAGUGCACUACUCUUGAUCAGAGCCCUAUAGACCCUCGUCAAAAGUAGUACACUAGGGCUCUGGUACACUAGUAGGGAAUACGGUGCCAUUUAGGACUCAGCCUCUCUGUGUGUGUUUCGCUCUGUCUGUCCCUCUAUCUCGUUGUUUAUCUAUCUCUCUCUCUCUUCCCAUUUCCUCCUCUCUAUAUCUCUCCAGUAUUCUCAAGUGCUGCUUACUCCAGGUCAUCAGGUGUCUCCAAAACAAAUGUUUUUUAAAGGUUUUCCUUUGUUUGUCUUCUUUUUUGUUGUUUUUACGGAUGCUACUUUCUUCCUGUGUCCAUGUCAAUAAAACUGUAAAUUGUAAAGCCCUCA